Sander lucioperca (pikeperch) is the source of this 4535-nucleotide messenger RNA. RefSeq names its product protein phosphatase 2, regulatory subunit B, gamma a (gene ppp2r2ca). Gene Ontology annotation, cellular component: protein phosphatase type 2A complex; cytosol. The record is from RefSeq and is a predicted model, not a curated record. Bases 831 to 2192 code for a protein of 453 amino acids. Lineage: Eukaryota; Metazoa; Chordata; Actinopteri; Perciformes; Percidae. Gene Ontology annotation, biological process: peptidyl-serine dephosphorylation. Gene Ontology annotation, molecular function: protein phosphatase regulator activity; protein binding. The transcript has 9 exons.
GCCUGUCUCCCUCCUGCAGCACAGGCAAGACAUUGCGUUCUCCUCUGAUCUCCGUCAAGGACUAUCUAUUUGAGAAGUGUGUGUGUGUGUGUGUGUGUGUGUGUGUGUGUGUGUGUGUGUGUGUGUGUGUGAGAGCGGGGAUCUGGAAAGUAGGCAGAGAAGACUACCACACCCUGGGAACAUUCGCUACCACUGUCAGAGCUUCACACCGGGUGAAGAUUGCAGUAGAUAUUUUCACUUACAUCCUCUUCAUCCUGUGCGUGUUUCUGUGAGCAUACAGAUGUAUUUAUAUUCUCUGUUUCUCUGCUGGAGCUGUUUGUUGUUUUUCCUCCACUCUACAGCUCUGGGAUUUGCUUCAGCGUUGACUAGGCCUUGUGUUUCUGCACACAUGUGUCUUUGCUAAUAAGUGUGUUAAAUGACUAACAAAGGUCACACCAUUUGGCAUGCUGUGUGCAUGUAUUGUCAGCCCGCUUAAUGACAGUCCUCCUCUUUUCUUUCCAACUUCAUCACCAGCUUUUCCAUCCACUUCUUCCUGCCUCACAUCUUCUACCUCACCACUUUCCUCUUUUCUGUCCUCCUGCAUCUUCUUUUCCUCUUGUUCCUUUUCCUCUUUCUCAAAACCCCUCUUCUUCCUCCCUCUCCAUUCCCGUCUCCAUCUACUCUUCACGUCUCUUCUCCUUCUGGCUGGCUGGUUUCCCAUGAUGCCUUGUUCCAGGCCGCUACGCUAGGCCCUAGCAGCAUGGGCGCAGCCUGGGUGGGGAGAGAGAGCACGGAUUGGUCCCUUCCCCUCAGGACGGGCGCGCUGGCGGGUCACCCUCCUUAAGCUUCAGAUGGGCGAGGACGCUGAGAGCCCCAAAAUCAACCACACCUUCCUGCGAGACUACGUCACUGAAGCUGAUGUCAUCUCUACGGUGGAGUUUAACCAGACAGGGGACCUGCUGGCCACAGGGGAUAAAGGUGGCCGAGUGGUCAUCUUUCAGAGAGAGACUGAGUCUAAAGGGGAGUCAGAGGAGGUGGGGGAAACGGGGGACUCUGGAGAGUACAAUGUCUACAGCACAUUCCAGAGCCACGAGCCGGACUUUGACUACCUGAAGAGUCUGGAGAUUGAAGAGAAAAUCAACAAGAUCAGAUGGCUGCCACAGCAGAAUGCAGCACAUUUCCUCCUCUCCACCAAUGAUAAGACCAUUAAACUGUGGAAGGUGAGUGAAAGAGACAAGAGACCAGAAGGAUACAACCUGAAAGAUGAGGAGGGAAGGCUCAAGGACAUCUCUACCAUUACCUCUCUUCAGGUGCCGGUGCUGAAACCCACAGAUCUGAUGGUGGAGGUUCGUCCCAGACGAGUGUUUUCCAACGGACAUACCUACCAUGUUAACUCCAUCUCAGUCAACAGCGACGGGGAGACCUACCUGUCUGCUGAUGACCUCCGCAUCAAUAUGUGGCACCUGGGCAUCACAGACCGCAGCUUCAAUAUUGUGGACAUCAAACCAGCCAACAUGGAGGAUCUGACAGAGGUGAUCACAGCAGCAGAGUUCCACCCUCACCACUGCCACUUGUUUGUGUACAGCAGCAGCAAGGGCACCCUGCGCCUCUGUGACAUGAGAGCCUCCGCACUCUGUGACAGACACACCAAACUGUUUGAGGAACCUGAAGAUCCAGGGAGCCGGUCCUUUUUCUCAGAGAUCAUUUCCUCUGUGUCAGAUGUGAAGUUCAGCCACAGUGGACGUUACCUGCUGACCAGAGACUACCUCACCGCCAAGGUGUGGGACUUAAACAUGGACAAGGGCCCCGUGGAGACGUACCAGGUCCAUGAAUACCUGAGGAGUAAGCUGUGUUCCCUCUAUGAAAACGACUGCAUCUUUGACAAGUUUGAGUGUGUUUGGAACAGCUCAGACAGCGUGAUCAUGACAGGCGCAUACAACAGCUUCUUCCGGAUGUUUGACAGGGAGACGGGGCGAGGCGUAACCCUAGAGGCUUGGCGCGAAAGCAGCAAGCCUCGGGCUGUGCUGCGAACCCGGCGUGUGUAUAACGGCGGUAAGCGUCGCCGUGGAGAUGUGGGUGUUGAUAGCCUGGACUUUACCAAGAAAAUCCUGCACAUGGCUUGGCACCCGUCUGAGAAUAUCAUUGCCAUAGCAGCCACCAACAACCUGUACAUCUUCCAGGAUCGGGUCAACCCUGAGGCGCAGGUACAGUGACAGAGAUGGCAAUAUGGACAGUGGCAGACACAAAGAAAGACAAACAGCAACCCAAAUAUAUUUGGAUGUCUUAGAGACGACAUUGGGAGUGCAAAGCCUUUAUGAGAAGAUUAAGUCAAAAGCAAGCAGUAUCACAACAUACUGAGAUGCAACAUAUGUUUGUGUUGAUAAAAGAUGAGAUUAAUGAUAAAAUCACAAGACAAGUUCAUUUAUUUGAUCCCCUAGGAAGGUGUAUAAUCAUUUUUGUUAAACACUGAGACAAACUGACAUCUCCAGUACCCAUCAGGACAUGUUUUUGGUCCCACUAUUCCCACUUUUUGAAGAUGUUUGUCUAACUGCUCCACCGUAGGGGCAGUAAAAGAGGUGCGGGGACACCUCUCCAUCUGCAAUGACUCAGUGCUGUUGACCACACAAUGUUGCUCUGGUAGCCUACCUUUUGACACAAAAUGGAAGAUUGGCGAUGUGUAGCAACAGACAGCGAAUGAUGCUACAAAACCAUCUUGAGAUGACGAAUGAAGCAUAUUUUUCACUAUUGUGGAACAUUAGGAGUGGUGUUAUCUUAUUGUACAGCUUUUCACAACAACAUCCUUUUUUUUUCUUCAUGGGUUGACAACAGCAGCUGAACCUCUCCUUUAGAGCAGUGCUCUUGGAGAUUUCACCCGUAAAUGCCCCAUCAUCUUUGUUCUAUUCACUUUGCAAUAACAGCACUAACAAAAACACAGUGCAGCAGUAUUCCUGCUUUAAAACAUGAGCUAUUCUUCUACAGGUAUACACUCUUUUUACUGUUAGCUGUAAAUAUUCUGUGUUCUUUUUUUUCUAAGGUGGUACCAAUUUUGGUUCCAGAGAGCUCAAAGUUAAAAGAUGCAUUUGUUUGUCCAGUACACUGCUGAUGAACCUAGAAUCUUAUGGAUGGAAAGAUUGCGGAAUCGCACUAUUUCAGUUAAAGCAGCACAUAAAUAGGUAUUGCUGGCUGUGAAGAGGGAGGGGAUGAAAUGUGCACAAAUCAACACUUACAGUUUUGCUGUGUAUAUUAGGCCUGCAUUGGGUUUUGAUGAUGUAAUUUUCUUUUCUAAAGUCUACGUGGUAAAUUACUGAAAAUGAGAGCUACAGUGGGUUAAUGUUGAGCUCUCUCACAUAUGCUCAAAUUGAGGCUAAUUGGUGAUUAAACCUAAUUUAUACAAAAGUUUAAUUUAUGUUAAGUGUUAUGCUAACUUAAAAUGAGCAGCGUUCAUUUUAUAAUGUAUAAGCACAUUUUGAAGAAGUAUCUUACAAUCAAGAAAAGAUGGAAUCUACGCACAUUGUUCAUGAAUGAAUCCCCUGAUUUAGCCAAACAACGUGUUGAUGAGUGAGUUUGUGUCCAGUGUAUUUGAAAGUCAAAGUUCAUCAUCAGUCCAAUAGCUCAUUAUGUACAUUGCUGAAAUGUCUUUAACAUUCAACCAAUAAUGUCAUGUGAAUUUAUUAUAUCACAGGUUCGUAAUGUCAUUAUACCGUAUACCUCACAGUGCCACAUGCUACUCUGCAGUGAAAAGCCUAGGAUGUACAGCAGUAAGGUGAUGUAUGUGUUGGACUGAAUUCUGUGACUUGGUCAAGAUGUGAUUGUUUACAGUGAAGUGCUUUGAUUUCAAGUGACCUUGGCCCUGAUAGGAUCAUUCUAAGUGGUCUGGAUGUGUUCUGUAGUAGGUGGAGUAACAGAAUCAGUGCAGAGGUGGAGGUUGCACUUUUUCUAACGAGUACUCCGUCUGAUGGAUCAACAACAGUUUCACUGUGUAGACCUUCAACCCCAAGUAAAAGAAGACAGUUGUUAAUAUACAGUAUAUGUUCCACUUGUCUGCUCUCUCCUCACUUUGCAACUCCUUUGGUUUUAAAAUCACUGUUCUAAGACUUUUAUGUUACAGCCUGUGGACUAGCUACUAUGUGUUGGUCUUCAGUGUACACCAUUGUUGUUGAAUGCAGACACGAUCUUGCACUGACUGGUUAAACGAAGUGUACAACACAUCACAAUCCACAAUGACAACCCACAAGAAAAUGGUUUACAUAGUGGCAGGCCACCUGAAGCAUUAUAUAAAUUACAGGAUUCAUUCCUCCAAUGGUGAGCUGCAGCUUAGAGCAGGUCAGUUGUAAUCACAUCAAAACCACCACCACAUGCAAACUCUGAGAGGAUUUGUGUUCAGGAGCACAGCAGCAGCAGCAUGUUGCCAUUACUCAAUGCUACUAGCGUGUAUAUCUAUCAUACUUAAAAAAAUCUAACUAUACAAAAAACAUAACUUAAAUGAGGUGAAUGAAAGGAAUGUGCAUUAAUAAAAUAAUAUAAAAUCUGACAAAUAAAUGUGUUGGAUCAUUUUA